AUGUACUCCUUCGAUGCUACUUCUCAUUCUGGUCUUCAUCUGGUCGGCAGACGCUUGGAGAUUAAGCUCCCUUCCUGUACGGGUCGCUACGAAACCGCCAGCUCACGAGCACUGUCAAAACUGAUAGAGGUAGAGAUGACUUACGCUGAUAUUCGUCAAGGCCAUCCACUCCCGUACUGCGGUAGCGCCGCUUUCGCGGGUAACACCAAAAACCUCGCGCGACGUACGUCGGGUCCGGCGUCAUCGGGUAUGGAUUUCAUGGACUUUAAUUGA
This is a messenger RNA of Marasmius oreades (fairy-ring Marasmius), 273 nucleotides long. RefSeq lists its product as uncharacterized. The transcript has 2 exons. Bases 1 to 273 code for a protein of 90 amino acids. NCBI's taxonomy places the organism in Eukaryota, Fungi, Basidiomycota, Agaricomycetes, Agaricales, Marasmiaceae. The record is from RefSeq and is a predicted model, not a curated record.